Molecule: messenger RNA, 408 nt
Organism: Sipha flava (yellow sugarcane aphid)
Lineage: Eukaryota; Metazoa; Arthropoda; Insecta; Hemiptera; Aphididae
Exons: 2
Coding region: 1-408 (135 amino acids)
Source: RefSeq, a predicted model, not a curated record
AUGGGGCUUUGGUUAAUAGAGAUUGGUUAUCAUAUUCUAUUUCCACAGAUAAAAUGUUUUGUUUUCAUUGUCAGAUAUUUGGUAGAACAAAAAGAGACAACUGGAUCAUUAAUGGUCCACCAUUCUUUAGCUUUUCGUGGUCAUUGUGAAAAAUGGUCAGAUUCAUUGAGAGGAAAUUUCAAAGAUUUAGUAGAACUUGUUUCAAACUAUUCCCCUACAAUGGCACCAUACAUUUCAAAUUUAAAAAAUAAAAAUAAUAAACCCCAGUGGUCUUUCAUAUCAUGGUGGAGACAAAAUGAACUCAUAGAAUGUAUAUCAGAUGAAAUUUUCGGAAUCAUAUUUAAAAGUAUGAAGGAUUCUCCUUUCUUUAGUGUUUCAUUUGAUACAACAUUUGAUGUAUUUCGAUAA